UUUUGUUGUCUAUCUUAAUAUGUAAUGUUGCUCAUUGUCAGCUAACACGUGGUCCAUUUUAUUAGACCAAAUGCUUAACGUUAACUAACCCUAGCUGGCUAGGUAGCCAUAAACUGAAUAAUAGCUUCAUUCAUAGUGUAAACAGUUCGUAUCAGCUAAUGCACACUAAUUGAAGCCUUUAGAUGUCGUGGAUAAGAGAAGGAGAUUUAAACCUCAUCGAGAGGAUUUCGGCCAACAUAUUGAAGGCGGGACCAAUUCCCAAACAUGUUGCCUUCAUCAUGGAUGGAAACAGACGUUAUGCUCGCAAACAGCAUGUUGAGCGGCAAGAGGGGCAUAGUCAAGGCUUUGAGAAACUAGCAGAGACUCUGCGCUGGUGUUUGCGACUUGACAUCCGUGAGGUGACGGUGUACGCCUUCAGCAUUGAGAACUUCAAGCGCUCCAAGGAUGAAGUGGAUGGUCUGAUGGAGUUGGCAAAGCAGAAGUUCACCCGCCUUCUGGAAGAGCAAGAGAAUCUUGAGAAGCAUGGCGUAUGUAUACGGGUGCUGGGGGACCUGACCCUCUUGCCAUUGGACCUGCAAGAAGUCAUUGCCAAGGCAGUGUUGGCCACUAAGACUCAUAACAGAUGCUUCCUGAAUGUGUGCUUCGCCUACACUUCAAGACAUGAGAUUGCCAAUGCAGUCCAAGAAAUGGCGUGGGGUGUGGAACAGGGCCUCAUCAGACCCAGUGAUGUGUCGGAGGCCCUGCUGAGUCAGUGUCUGUAUACCAGUAACUCCCCAAACCCUGACAUGCUUAUACGUACCUCUGGAGAGGUGCGGCUCAGCGACUUCCUGCUCUGGCAGACUUCGUACUCGUGCUUGGUGUUCCAGUCUGUACUGUGGCCAGAGUACUCCUUCUGGAACCUGUGUGAGGCCAUCCUUCAGUACCAGCUCAGCCAUCGCUCUCUUCAGAAAGCACGCGAACAGCACAGAGAGAGCCAAGCUCUCCAGCAGCUGGAGGCUGACCGCACCUGUGUGGCCGAGUUGCUACAGCACCGCGGCAACGGCACGCCUGUGGACGCCCAGAGUCGUCAGGAAGUCCUGCAUAGCUACACUGCUAGCCGGGAGGAGAGGGUCCGCCACUUCCUGGGUGCGUUGCAGCACAAGAGGGACACUUAUUUCUCUGAUUUGUGUAACCCUGCAGUAGUGGCUUAACUCUUGACUUCAUGUCACACAGAUGUUGUUUGUGAUGGAGCAGAAAAUUGAUUUCCAUAUAUUACUUUUUUUUUUUUUUUUAAUUCACCAAUCUUGCAUAUGUGAAUAAAGAAGUUGUUAUGCCCCCGUUUUAUGGGGGUCUGAAAUCUAUUUAUGUAAAUGUGGUUGUCAGUCUAUGCCUAGAAAUGCUGCCAUGUUAAGUGCAAAUUGUUGUGAAAGUGUGGCGUUAAAGGGUCCUUUAACUGAACUGUAACAAAAUCAUUAAAUACUUCCCAUCUCCCAA
Messenger RNA from Sardina pilchardus (European sardine), 1473 nucleotides. RefSeq names its product dehydrodolichyl diphosphate synthase (gene dhdds). Gene Ontology annotation, molecular function: ditrans,polycis-polyprenyl diphosphate synthase [(2E,6E)-farnesyl diphosphate specific] activity. Bases 183 to 1190 code for a protein of 335 amino acids. The transcript is spliced from 9 exons. The record is from RefSeq and is a predicted model, not a curated record. Gene Ontology annotation, biological process: polyprenol biosynthetic process. Gene Ontology annotation, cellular component: dehydrodolichyl diphosphate synthase complex; endoplasmic reticulum. NCBI's taxonomy places the organism in Eukaryota, Metazoa, Chordata, Actinopteri, Clupeiformes, Clupeidae.